Messenger RNA from Penicillium angulare, 2169 nucleotides. RefSeq lists its product as uncharacterized. Bases 1 to 2169 code for a protein of 722 amino acids. The record is from RefSeq and is a predicted model, not a curated record. NCBI's taxonomy places the organism in Eukaryota, Fungi, Ascomycota, Eurotiomycetes, Eurotiales, Aspergillaceae. Gene Ontology annotation, molecular function: DNA-binding transcription factor activity, RNA polymerase II-specific; zinc ion binding; DNA binding. Gene Ontology annotation, biological process: DNA-templated transcription; regulation of DNA-templated transcription. The transcript is spliced from 7 exons. Gene Ontology annotation, cellular component: nucleus.
AUGACGGAGCCAAGAAAUCUUCCGCCGAGUCGGCGACGAGAUAAACCACAGCUGUCAUGCAAUUUAUGCCGGAGAAGAAAACUAAAAUGCGACCGAAACCAACCAUGUGGAUCCUGUCGUCACAGAGGACUGUCCCUCUCUUGCACAUAUCCUCAGUCUACUACGAGUGAGACGAGACACAUUGCCAAGCAUUCUCGGCAAAUAUCCAGCUCAGGCCUAACAGAACGAAUUGGGCAACUUGAGAAGCUUAUUUCGUCCCUCGUGGGCGAUGAUGCUCGCCGGAAGGCGCCCAGCCAAGUUGAUAUUUCCUACCCAUCUGGGCCUGGACCAACCAAGGACCCACAGCCAGUCAAACCGGAGAAUGCGAAUGACCCGUCGGAUUCAUUCGGCCAUAUAUCCCUUCGUGAUAGCAAAACCACCUAUGUCCAAGACACGCAUUGGACUGCAAUCUUAGAUGGGAUCACAGAACUCAGAAAUUCAGUACAAAAUGAGACAACAAGCGCGCAAUGCCAGCCUGUAUCAUCUUCACGCUCCCCGAGUAUGAUGUUCCCUAGCUGCAAGUCAGCAACUCGUGAAGAGAUUCUAAGCGGACUCCCUCCACGAGAACUUUGUGACAGGCUUGUUGCCGACUAUUUCACUAACUCGUCACUUCCCUUAAUACACGGGCCAUCAUUCCUGAGACGGUAUGAAGCAUUCUGGGAAAACCCACACGAGACACAUAUGAUGUGGAUUGGAAAGUUAUAUGGCGUACUCUCCGUGCCUUUGAUUUUUCAGCGACAUGACGAUCCCACAUUUCAAAGCAAGAUCGAGGAAUUCGACCACAAGAUAAAUCAAUGUUUGAUCGCUGGCAGAUACCAAGAUUGCCCACCCGAUACAAUCGAGACUCUCUGUUGCACUCUCAACACACAGUUCUUCCAAUCGGGUGAUGGGGAGAUGAGCAGUAUGGUAAUUAUGGGUGUUCUUGCGCGCAUGGCUCAACGAAUGGGAUACCAUCGUGAUGCGUCUCACUUCCCCCAUAUCUCGCCUUUUCAUGGCGAAAUGAGAAGAAGGGUUUGGACAGUGAUCACCGAUCUCGAUACACUGCUUUCAACAUCAGCCGGGCUUCCACGUUUAUUGCGUGAAUUCCAGUCAGAUACAGCAUCUCCUAGGAACCUUUUAGAUGAAGACUUUGACGAGGACUCACCAGAGCUACCCCCAGCACGCCCGGAUUCAUUCCAAACACCCUGUCAAUGGCUUGUAGCCAAGAACAAAGUCACGUCGAUACUAGGCAUCGUGACAGACUUCGCAACAUCCAUCCGGCGGCCGACUUACGUAGAAGUCAUGCGCCUAGACAAAAUACUUCAUGAAACAUACUUGGCUAGCCCAAGCAAUCUACUCGAGAGACCUUUGAGUAAAUCUCUUCUGGACAACUCGGAAACGAUUCUUCAUCGGUACCAGCUUCUCCUCUUGGUCGCAAAGGCGAGAUGCGUUUUGCAUUACCGGUAUCUGGCACCCGCGAGAAACGAUGAACGAUAUGCGUACUCGCGCAGCAGCUGCAUUGAAGCAUCUUUAAAAAUCUUGGAGUCUUAUCAUCUAAUACAUCGAGAAUCGAGAUCUGGUGGACGUCUCUAUCGCGAGAGAUGGAAAUGCAAAUCUCCCUUGCUGAUUGGGAUGACUAUGCUAGGAACGACCUUGCUCUGUCUGGAGUUGAAUUAUGAGCUUUCAAUCAAUCCAGCGACCAAUCAAAAACACCAAACACUUCCAGAAUCUUUGAAAUAUCAGCUGAUUGAAGCGCUUAAAAUAUCCUACGCUAUUUGGACCGAAGAUAAAGGUUCAUUCCCAAAAUCUCUACAAACAAUGCAAGCCGUCGAGCUGGUCUUCAAAAAACUUGCAAUACAGCACCAUGAUAUCUCUUCAAGCUUAUCUCCUGGGAGGACUCACUCAUCAAAUGACUGCUCUACUGAUGAUCUAACCAUUGACUUCUUUCCUGGUGCGCCUCCAUCCUCAUGGCCUGCACUCGAUGGCGCAAUGUUCUUAGACCAAGCGAUGAACUUGCCCCAUGCCCAGGCGCUUGAUUUGAAUUCGCCGGCACCAUCAUUUCAUAUUGCGCCCGAACUAUUGGACCUGACGAAUACUAUGGACGAGAUGCUGGGAAUAUCAAUGAAUUAUCCUCGAAUGCCCGACUUUUAA